Messenger RNA from Gadus morhua (Atlantic cod), 2414 nucleotides. RefSeq names its product G-protein coupled receptor 20. Gene Ontology annotation, biological process: phospholipase C-activating G protein-coupled receptor signaling pathway; positive regulation of Rho protein signal transduction. The coding region runs from base 532 to 1644 and encodes 370 amino acids. Gene Ontology annotation, cellular component: plasma membrane. The transcript is spliced from 7 exons. Gene Ontology annotation, molecular function: G protein-coupled receptor activity. Lineage: Eukaryota; Metazoa; Chordata; Actinopteri; Gadiformes; Gadidae. The record is from RefSeq and is a predicted model, not a curated record.
GUAAGACUUCCUGUCAGAAGAGGAGACCGAGGGGGAUGAGGGGAGAUUUGAGAGAGAGAGAGAGAGAUAGAAAUAGAAAGAGAAGAGGAGAAGACAAAAAGACGACUUCUAACAGAAGUUUACACAGAGGAAAAUCUGAUUUAACGCAAUAAGUCACUAAGAGAAGUAUGACCAAGUCUGUAGCCUGGCCAUCAAUGUGGCUGACGGAGAUGGAUGGGACAACAGGAAAACAUCAUAACUAAUUUAUUCUGGAGAAAGUUUAUUUUAGAGCCAGCAAGAGUUUUGUGAAGAACCUCAAUGGAAUGAGACCGUUUGGAGUUCCAAUUGUUAAACCUAAAUGUUAUGGCAAUGGCUGAAGAACAAUAGAUCGUGCCUACAUAGGAUUGGCCGUCCGUGCCAUAGGGAGAAAGUAUGGCUGCGGCUGAGUCCGUCAGAUAGCGGUUCAUGAUAACGACCCGGUGGACACCAUUCUUUUGGUUUAAUUGGCCUACUUUUCUCUGAAAACAUAUACAUUUAAUAUCAAUCAUCAUCAUGAAGUCCAACUCCUCCGAUGGAUGGGCUUUCAACAAUAAUACAUUAGCUGUGAUCAAUGGUUCAGGCAAUGGGAGCGUGGUGGAGCCCUAUCUUCAGAGACUGGCCCACCUGGACGAGGGACUCUACCACGACUUCUACAGCCUCUGGAUCACUCUCAUGGUCAUCAACUCCCUCAUAUUCCUUGUAGGCAUGGUGCUAAACACAAUGGCGCUCUACGUCUUUUGUUUGCGCACAAAGCCCAAGACCACCUCUGUGAUCUACACCAUCAACCUGGCAGUCACGGACCUGCUGGUGAACCUCUCCCUGCCCACCCGCAUCCUGCUGUACUACAGCGGGGGGACCUGCCUCCUCUGCUCCUACCUGCACAUCUUCUCCUACUUUGUCAACAUGUACUGCAGCAUCCUGUUCUUGACCUGCAUAUGUGUCGACCGGUAUAUCUCCAUUGUGCAGGUCGAGGCGUCCCGCCGGUGGCGUAACGCUAACGUGGCCAAGUGUGUGUGUGUUUCCGUGUGGCUGUUUGCCAUCGUGGUCACCUACUCCUUCCUCUCCACCGCCUUCCAGCACCCGGGCUGCUGCGUCUCCAAGCUUCUCUUCCUCACCAUCACAGAGUUCUUUCUGCCCCUCGUCAUCAUUGUGGUCUUCACCUUACGCAUCAUGUGGGCCUUGGUGGACCAUCGACUCAUGCAGCAGAGCAGGGAGAGGAGAAGGCGAGCUGUCCAGCUGCUGACGACAGUGCUCAUCAUCUUCACUGUGUGUUUCACGCCCUUCCACAUCCGGCAGGUGCUGCUGUACUUCUAUCCAGAGAUGCCCCACCAUGUGAUCGUGUACCAUCUGACUGUGACUCUGAGCAGUCUGAAUAGCUGUAUGGAUCCUGUGGUCUACUGCUUUGUCACUAACAAUUUCCAGUCCACCAUGAGGAGUCUUUGUCGCCGCACGGAGGCGGAGCCGAGCAGCAAUGACAUCAUCAGCAUGCACCACAGCUCCAAGGUCUCGGGUGUUAUGGUCAAUGCCGCCACUAACAACCCCAUCGUGAUGACCUCCAUCAUUGCCACCACCCCCCAUUCCUCUCAGAGAAUCUAUAAUGUGAGGAUCAACCAUAGCACAGUGUGAUAGCCCUGUCAUGUGACUCCGAAAGAGGAGAAGUGGGACUUAUUGCAUCACUAGGUUUUGUUUCUCUUCAAAAAUGAAAUGCAGAGACAAGUGUGACCGGGGUGACGCCAGGCUUGCAUCUUCAACACAGGAUCAUGAGAAACAGUUGAUCAUAUUACAACGACUAGCACAUCUAGAACAGCACACAUUUACACAAAGAAGCUUUAAAACUGCACUGUGUAGAACUGUAAGUGAUCCAAUGAGGGGAUGUGUUUAUCAGGAUCAAUGAUCUGGCAAGUGCCAGUGCAAAGACACCAUCCUCCUCACGGACAAUGUAAGAGGAGAAAAUAUUGUCAAUAGACGACUGAUUUUCUGUCCUUGAACGUGUGACUUUUCGGUUUGACGUAUGACCUUUGAUAAUGAGAUAUUCGCUCACUUCAGCGACUGCCCUUGAAGGCAGAGGAAAAGCUAUGUCCAUGUGGAUCUCCGUACGGCAAAAAAUGUACUAGAAGAUACUUAUUUUUUUUAAUACAAGCACUGUGUCCGAUUGUGUCCUCGAUAUGAAUUUAGGCCGUCUCCCCAAACCAUCUAUGGAGAAUUUGUUUUCAUCCGGAGAUACUUAUCAUGCAAAUGUUCAUAACUGUAGUUACGAACCGAAAUAUAAAUCCUGCUUGUCAAUAUGUAAUCUGUAUAAAAAAAAAUCGCAUUGUGAAUUAAAAUCACUUUAAUUAUUGUCAAGGAAAAGAAAUCAAUUCAUGUGCACAUUUGUAAAAUAAACAUUGACUUCAGUG